AUGCCCGAAGACUCUCUCGGAGCACACCAGGCAGCAGAAGAGACGGGAACGAGCGUCGGUGAAGUAAUCAUUCCAUUCAGAACGGUUCUCGGUCUUGAACUGAUCGGAUGCUGGCGCAAAAUGCGAUGUCACUUUACCGGGUUCUUCUUGUUCGGGUUCGGGAUGCAGCGGUGGACGUCUGUGCAUCGUUUGUUUAGAGGUAGUCGCCGAGACGUUCUCGCGAUUCUUCUGGGCUUCCUCGUUCAGUUCGGUUUGGAGCACGUCAACAGGUUUUGA
This is a messenger RNA of Microbotryum saponariae, 276 nucleotides long. NCBI's taxonomy places the organism in Eukaryota, Fungi, Basidiomycota, Microbotryomycetes, Microbotryales, Microbotryaceae. The record is from the annotation of a GenBank genome assembly.